Messenger RNA from Symbiodinium natans, 3939 nucleotides. The record is from the annotation of a GenBank genome assembly. Lineage: Eukaryota; Dinophyceae; Suessiales; Symbiodiniaceae.
AUGCCCGCAGUGGCAGCCGGCUUGGGUCGGGCGGCCCAGGCUCCAGGAGACGGUCAAGCGGUGGGGCAGGCUCGUCGGCUGCGGUGGAAGUGGAUGGCCACGUACGACCCAGGGCCGUGGUGCCUACGGCCUGUUGAACGGCGACCGAGAUGUUGCUCCACCAACGUCUUGCCCAGCCGGAUGCGGCCGCUCGGCGCACUGUUGGCGGCGCGCGGCAUGCGCGGUGUGUCCCAACCAUUGUUGGGGCACCACUUGUCCCUCGGGCCCGACUGCUUCCCGGGCGAUCCAGACCCACGCCCUUUCGACCACUCUAGCCCGGCGCGCCAGCAGCCCAGAGCGCGGGCAUGCCAGCGCGUGGUCGCCGAGCGCGUCCAUGUGACCCCCGCAUCCCGGCGAGGGGCCGCACUGGCCAGUGAGGGCUACCUGCACAGUCUGCAGUGGCAAUGUCGUCAUUGCGUCACCGGGAAUCGCCGACAGCCAAGAGCAACGUGCGGGCAUCCGGAGCCACGCCAUGUCGGCCCCUCCCCGCUGGAGUGUUUCGACGCAGUGCGCCGCAAAAACCGGGAGCCUUUGCCUAGAUUGGAUGCGAUGCCACAAUGCGCCUCCACUGCCCCGGACGCCGUGUCGAGUGCCGGACGUGCUCUUGAUGCCACCGUGAUGACGCAGAGGUCAUCAAGGAAUGCCAGCAGCUUGUCGGCUGGAUUGCGGUCGCCGGCUGCCCGUGCGAAAGCACCGUGUUGCCUCAAGGCAAACAACGCGGGGGCUAACGGGUCGCCUUGCUCACAGCCUUCGGCCUGGUGGACAUCACGCCUGCGGCCGGCCGCGUCCCACCAGCCAUGGGUGGAGGGGCGACCCGCCACUCAGGAUGGCCGCUCGCGAGAUGCUAUCAUAGGCACGGCGGCCAUCGAGCGAAACGACGACUACGUCCUCGCGCGAGUCCAGCGCCGCUCGGACGGUCGCAACGAUGGCGUCAGUGCCCGCCCGCGACUGGAGUGCGUACUGGUACGGACUGGGAUUGCAGUUGCGCAAGUGGACAUGAAGUGGCUAUGUCGUCCUGCACUCGGGUACUGGAAUGACUUGCGUGUGCUCCACGCAGGUGGCGAGCUGAUGGCUGGCAGCUUGCGCGGCCGGGCUCAGGGCCUGUCAGACCACGUCUUGGACUUCAUCUAUACAUUGACCUUCGCAGUUGGAGUCGGUUUUCACGUCCCUCCAACGAGCUUUGACAGCGCUGUGCUGAACAGCUGCACUGGUGUUGGAUGUGCAGGUGGUGCGUGCGUCGGGUGCGACUGCUGGGGCGCUGGGCUGCGGGUGGCGCGGCGCAUACGGUCUGGUUGGCAGGGCGUGGUGGGGGGCAUGGGGAGCGGACGCCUUGAGAAAUGUUCUCCACUGCUUUGCGAGAGCACGUGCGAUGAGGCGGCGGAAUGCGUCGCCGCGGACCCCGCCGUCAGCCAUCAAUCGGGCCUGCCAACGGCGGCGGCCACUUGGGCGGGCACGCAGGCCCGGGCCAAAUGCGUGGGCCAGGAGCUCCUGCGCGGGGAUAUCUUGCAACAGCAGCUUCAGGUGCUCAGCCCGCAUGCCGGGCCUGGUGCGCCGCCGCGGCGCGCAUCUCGCAGCGCGGACGCCACGGCUUGUGGACUUGCCUGGCACGCGGGACUUCGCCCAUGCGUGAUUUUCGCACGCCCGCUCGCGGCGCCGGGCGUUGGUCUCUUCCCCGUUGGGCUCCGGGGCCGCGUCCUCUGCUCGGGGCAGCUGGCGCGCCUCGCGCAACAAGCGGAGCCACUCGCCCUGCUGGAAUGCCGCCGCGCGACUGAGGAGCUCUUCGCGGCCGCCCGGGCCGUGCUUGAUGGACGGCCGAGCCAGGAGCACGCGUGGCGCCAAAAUUUGUCCUCUCACUGUUUAUGCCACGAGCGCAGGUUCCGGUGCAGGGCUGUUGGUUAUAUGGGUCCGCGAGCGGAAAUGGCGAGCAGCGCGGACCAGCGGGCAACGAAGGCGUUGGCGGCCUACGAAGCGUGCUUCGUUGCCGAUGGGCUCGCUUACCACCUAGCUUCCCAGGCGCAUGUCCACUUCUAUGCAGGCGACCGUGCGUGGGGCGGCGGGACCGUCAGCGAGGGAUCGGUCUGCGUUGUGACCUGGGGAAUGCGGGCCACAGCCUCGGCGCCGCAGGCGGCCACGCGAGCGGCGGCGCGUGCGGCGUGGGUCGCCCGCUGGUCGGGGCUGCUCGCCGUCGCUGCCCAGCGCGCCAUCGCCGCGUGUUUGUUGGAAUUCCCGUUCGCGGAGGGCUGCAACGUCGCCGGGGAGGAGCGCCUCCGUAGGACCUGGGAAGCACUGACGGCCGGACACUGGAUUGCCGGUAGAACGGUGCGCAAAAGGUGCUGCAGCCGUCGUGAGAACCGUCCCGCCACGAACAGCACCCUGAGUCCAGAUCGCUCACUUUCAACCGUGGAGGAGAUGGUCGCAGAUGUGACAUCGUCCGUGCGCCAUCUGACAACAAAAAUGAUGGAGUCAAUCGGGGCGAGGUCCGCGAAGCGGAGCAUCCGUAUGUCGCUGGGGCCAUGCCCAGCGCUUGAGGAGGUGCUGCGCGACGCAGCGCCGCUCGUGCCCAGCCACCUGGGGCUGCUCAGCCUCGGCGAGCUCCAGGACCCACCCGAGCGGUGUGUGCUCGUCGCCGGUAGGCUGCGCCGCCCGGCGCUCUCCAGCAACCGCCCAACAGCGUCGAGGCCAAGGUGCGCUGCAACGCGCAUCCGAGCUGCCCCCACCAUCGGCGCUCCCACCCCGCGCGGGCAGCCGCAGGGAGCGCUGUUGCGCGAGGCUGAGGACGAGGUCGUGCGCCUGUUGCUCCCAUCGUCCGCCGACCUCCGCUGCCAGGACGACGAGGAGUUGCGGGCCCGGGCCGGUUGCGGGCGCCCGUCUGCCCUCAACGGCGCAGCAGAGGGCCUCGCCGCGCCGAGAGGCGCCAUAUACGACGAGGUCGAGUCGGCGCCGGUCAUCUGGGGCUACGCCCGCUGGGGGACCACCCGCGGCGCGAUUGUCGCCCAGCUGGUCCACCACGGCUCGGCAGCCUGGCUCGCCAUGUCCAUGCAACGGGCCGACGCCAAGGGUAGCGGCAAGCGAAGGCGUUUUUGUUUUGCGCCACCUUCAGAAGUAAGGGAGUCGGCGAUCCGUUUUCGCUAUCUUUCGGCGAAGAUCCCGGAACGGGCAUGGGUGCGCGUAGCCGGGAAGCCGGCCAUUAUGGCCAAGCCGGGUAGCGGUGACAUUAUGCUUGUAUCAUCAGAGCUUGCGACCGUGGCUCUUCGGCCAGAAGCGAGUCCGAUUGCGACCAUCAGUCACGCAAUGCAUCCCCCCAAGGUCCGAAUCCCUUGCUGCGGCUCGAUCCUCGUUGCUGAGGCCCGCCGCUCUGGCCUGCUGUUCGAACCCUGCAAGUGUCAGCUCAUCCUCAACCCUGACGCGGCUCAACAUGUUGAUAAUGGCAUGCUGUUGUUCCCUUCCGGCCUGCCCGUCGUUGCCACUCGUUGUGUUUUUGCUUUGUCCCAUUUUGGUGCCAUAGGGCCCGAUGCUUCUGCCAGCACUACAACUCCCAAACCGUCGACAAAACGACCACCUGCUUGGACGCGGUUGCGCCGGUGCCUGACCGAUGCCCUGUGCCCGCACACGACGCAGCCAUGCAUGCAACAGCGCCUGUUUGCCUGUCCCAGCCCGGCCUGCGAGCAGGGCCGCGAGGGUCUUCCACACUUUCACAGCCUCAGCGCCCCACCCGCCCCCGCAAGCUUCGGCAACUACACGGAGGAACGGCAGGCCCUGAGGACGGCACUUGGCGGUGGAGUGCAGGCGUGGUCGCCAAACCUGUCCGCGGUGCCGUGCGGAGAGGGCAAAAGCCGUGAGAGGAAGCAACAGGCAGACGCAGACGAAGUCGGAGAAGAACCCGGAAGAGCUGGGGUUUGA